Molecule: messenger RNA, 2283 nt
Organism: Symbiodinium necroappetens
Lineage: Eukaryota; Dinophyceae; Suessiales; Symbiodiniaceae
Source: the annotation of a GenBank genome assembly
AUGAUGGCGCAGCCGAUUGAGUUGCCAAAAACGAUCAACCUCGCCGAUCGCGACUUUACCGAUCGCAAGUACGACUAUUACGCUGAGUUGCGUCGCUCUCGCCCGGUCUCUCGCGGGCGAAUUGCCGUGGUGAAUGUGCACCUUGUGGCACGCUAUGCUGAUGCAAUAGCGCUCACUAAGAGCAAACAGUUUCUGCGUAACCGCGGCACCAUAACGGGUGGCGGGCGCAUGCCAUUUCCGCUGCCAAAACACCUGGCGCUCCUGGCGCAGAGCAUGAUUGUGGAAGAUGAUCCCCAGCACCGCCGUCUGCGGAACCUGGUGCAGAAAGCGUUUGCGCCAAGAUCACUGGAUAAGCUUGUUGGCCGCGUUGAGACCGUUGCGCAUCAGCUUUUGGAUGACGCUCUGGCGAAACCUGAAGUGGACCUGCAGCGGGACUAUGCGCUGCAGAUUCCGACCAUUGUCAUAGGUGAGAUGGUUGGUGUGAGUCAGGCGCAGAUGCCGAAGGUGCAAUCCAGCGUGCGCGUCUUGAGUGAUGGGCUGAGCGGCUGGAACAUUCUGCGCACGAUUCUGUGGGACUUGCGUCGCACUGCCGACUAUAUCCGUGAGUUAGUGAACUUCAAGCGGGUAAAUCCAGGUGACGAUAUUCUGAGCGAUCUGAUCGCAGCGGAAGAGGCCGGAGAUUCCCUCACGGAAGAUGAGUUAGUCAGCCUGGUGUUUCUGUUGAUUGUUGCCGGGUACGAAACCACAGCCCAUUUAAUCACCAAUGGCGUACACGCACUGGUGACUCAUCCUGAACAAAUGGCGCGCCUGCGGGCGCAACCCGAGCUGAUGGAUUCCGCGGUGGAAGAAAUGUUGCGUUUCUGCCCGCCGGUGCACGGCACCAAAAUGAAUUAUGCGGUGGAAGAUCUGGAGAUUGCCGGAUAUCCGAUUAAAAAAGGUGAGGCGGUGAUUCCGCUACUGGCCUGCGCCAAUCGCGACAGUGAGAUGUUUGCAGAUCCGGAUGUGUUUGAUGUUGGCCGCAGUGAUAACAAACAUUUGAGCUUUUCCCAGGGUAAUCAUUUCUGUCUGGGUGCGUUCCUGGCGCGGAUGGAAACCAAACUUGCCUUCCAAGUUCUGCUUGAACGAACCCAGGACAUCAGCUUUGCUGCCGGUGACCUGUCGGCACCGCCUGUUCUGCUGGUGAUGGGGUUAACUGCUUCCCACCGGUUGUGGGGUGAAGACUUUGUUAACGGCAUUAUUGAUGCGGGUUAUCGUGUGGUGCUGUUUGAUAACCGUGAUACCGGUGAGUCUGCGCGGCUGGAUGAGUUGGGCGAGCCAACGCUGUGGUGGCAGAUGCUGAAAGCGACCAUAGGGCUCGACGUUGAUGCACCUUACAGUCUCAAUGAUAUGGCGGCGGAUGCCAUUGCGGUACUGGACGAGUUGAAAAUAGAGCGCGCGCACAUUGUCGGCGCCUCCAUGGGCGGCAUGAUUGCGCAGAUUAUCGCAGCAGAUUACCCCGAAAGAACCCAGUCGUUAGUGUCGAUCAUGUCUACCACGGGUGCACCGCACCUGCCGGAAGCGCAGGGCGGGGCGGGUGAUGAUCUGUUAGAGCUUGGCGAUUCUGAGGGGGAUGUGCAGGCGCAGCUGGAAGAGAUGGGCAUGUUCCCAGACGCCAUGCCGCGCCAGUUAAUGGCCAUUGUUUCUGCCGGUGACCGGUCGGAAGCGGUGUCUCGCAUUAAGGUAUACGGCAGCCUACUUGCGGAAUCUAUCGAAAUGACCGUAGGACAAAAUUCAGUGGCUAAAUGGCUCGAGAUUGCAGCGCACGUUGGUAUUGUUGUUGGCCUGCUGCUGGUCGCGUUCCAGAUAGCGCAGGAAGAAGACAUCGCCGCAACAGAAGUGACAGGGCAGCUGUUCUCUGAUGUUAUUGAUUAUUAUGAAAAACUUACAGGCGAAAACCCGGGAGAGGCACUUGCCCGUGCGAUAGACGAUCCCCGCACACUGACAACCGAGGAUCAUAUCAUUCUGUUUAAUCUUUACAUGGCGGAGUUCGCAAAGGCCAUGAGGCAGGAAAGCAUUCCCGAUCAUGAGGUCGGUCGGACUGCAGUUGUGCGCUGGACGGGGCUACUGAAUAACCCCUACGGAUAUGCCUGGUGGAAAGUCUUUGGAAAAUCCUUGUCUCCCUUUGUGCCUCAGCUGUAUGCCGCAUUAGAGCCAGAACUGGAGCGGCUUGGCCCGAAACACGCGAACCAGACAGCCAUUCAGAUUCAAGCCGUUCAAGACAUAUUGCUUGAGCUGGAAAAGUAA